CGCCCGCCUGCCCGACUGGAGAGCUAAAAUAAUAAAAUGCUGAUCUCACACACUUCUCUGGCUGCCUCGCCCGCUGCCCUGCCCGCCGGGUUCACACCGCUCGGGAGAAGUCAACGGCUGCCACAGCCCACCAAAGUUCCAGACUCUUGUUUCGGCAUCAUCGGACGGGGCCCUGCCAGGCUUGGAUAAGCCACUCCCACCACCAUGACGACAUCCUACCAGAAGGAGCUGGAGAAGUAUCGAGAUAUCGAUGAAGACAAGAUCCUAAAGGAGCUUUCGCCAGAGGAGCUGGCCCAGUUGGACUUGGAGCUGCAAGAAAUGGAUCCCGAAAAUGUCUUGCUCCCAGCUGGGCUUCGCCAGCGAGACCAGACCAAGAAGAGCCCCACGGGGCCGCUGGAUCGGGACGCCCUCAUGCAACACCUGGAGAAGCAGGCGCUGGAGGUGGAGGAGCGCGAAGACCUGGUGCCCUUCACUGGCGAGAAGAAAGGGAAACCCUUCAUUCCAAAGAAUCCCAAGCGAGAGAUCCCGAAAGAAGAGCAGAUCACACUGGAACCCGAACUAGAAGAGGCCUUAAAGAAUGCCACCGAUGCAGAGAUGUGUGACAUUGCUGCCAUCCUGGGCAUGUACACUCUGAUGAGCAACAAGCAGUACUACGACGCCAUCUGCAGCGGCAACAUCUCCAACACAGAAGGCAUCAACAGCGUGGUGCAGCCAGAUAAAUACAAGCCAGUCCCGGACGAGCCCCCCAACCCCACCGACGUGGACGAGACGUUGAAGAAAAUACAGAGUAACGACAAGGAUCUUGAAGAAGUUAACCUUAAUAAUAUUAAGGACAUUCCCAUCCACACCCUGAAAGAAAUCUGCGAAGCCAUGAAAUCCAACACUCAAGUGAAGAGGCUCAGUCUGGUGGCCACCCGGAGCAACGAUCCAGUGGCACAUGCAGUGGCUGAGAUGCUGAAGGAGAACAAGACCCUCCAAACCCUCAACAUUGAAUCCAACUUCAUCACCAGCGCCGGGAUGAUGGAAGUAAUCAAAGCCAUGAAGCAGAACACGACACUGUCCGAGCUCAAGGUGGACAACCAGUGCCAACGACUGGGUGACUCAGUGGAGAUGGAGAUGGCGGCCAUGUUGGAAAACUGUCCCUCCAUCAUCCGGUUUGGCUACCACUUCACGCAGCAGGGACCAAGGGCCAGGGCAUCCUUUGCUAUAACCAGGAACAACGAAUUGCGUCGCAAGCAGAAGAAAACAUAAUGACUUCCUCCCCGCGGGAAUCCUGAACGCCCUUCAAGCAUCGCCCUGUGCCUAAAAUAUUGCUCCUGAGCUCGGGCCUUCUCCUAAGGUCACAGAUUGUAAACAGACAGAAUUUUUCUUUUCUU
Molecule: messenger RNA, 1376 nt
Organism: Gekko japonicus
Lineage: Eukaryota; Metazoa; Chordata; Lepidosauria; Squamata; Gekkonidae
Gene: TMOD4
Product: tropomodulin 4
Exons: 10
Coding region: 205-1251 (348 amino acids)
Biological process (GO): muscle contraction; pointed-end actin filament capping; myofibril assembly
Cellular component (GO): myofibril; striated muscle thin filament
Molecular function (GO): tropomyosin binding
Source: RefSeq, a predicted model, not a curated record